GGCGGCGGCGCUGAGGGCCCGCGGCUGAGGGAGGCCGUGUGCGGAACAUGGCAGAGAAGCAGAAGCACGACGGGAGGGUGAAGAUCGGGCAUUACGUGCUGGGGGACACCCUGGGCGUCGGCACCUUCGGCAAAGUGAAGAUUGGAGAACAUCAAUUGACAGGCCAUAAAGUGGCAGUUAAGAUCUUAAAUAGACAGAAGAUUCGCAGUUUAGAUGUUGUUGGAAAAAUAAAACGAGAAAUUCAAAAUCUUAAACUCUUUCGUCAUCCUCAUAUUAUCAAACUAUACCAGGUGAUCAGCACUCCAACAGACUUUUUCAUGGUAAUGGAAUAUGUGUCUGGAGGUGAAUUAUUCGACUACAUCUGUAAACAUGGGCGGGUUGAAGAGGUGGAAGCUAGGCGACUCUUUCAGCAGAUUCUGUCUGCUGUGGAUUACUGUCACAGGCACAUGGUGGUUCACCGGGACCUGAAGCCAGAGAACGUACUGCUGGAUGCUCAGAUGAACGCUAAGAUAGCUGACUUUGGAUUAUCUAAUAUGAUGUCAGAUGGUGAAUUUCUACGAACUAGCUGUGGUUCUCCAAAUUAUGCAGCCCCUGAGGUCAUCUCAGGAAGGCUGUAUGCUGGUCCGGAGGUUGAUAUCUGGAGCUGUGGCGUUAUCCUGUAUGCCCUUCUGUGUGGCACCCUCCCCUUUGAUGACGAGCAUGUGCCUACACUUUUUAAGAAGAUCCGCGGGGGUGUGUUUUAUAUCCCAGAAUAUCUCAACCGUUCUGUUGCCACUCUACUGAUGCACAUGCUACAGGUGGACCCCUUGAAGCGGGCAACUAUCAAAGACAUCCGAGAACAUGAAUGGUUUAAACAGGAUUUGCCCAGUUACCUAUUUCCUGAAGACCCCUCCUAUGAUGCUAACGUCAUUGAUGAUGAAGCUGUGAAAGAAGUAUGUGACAAGUUUGAGUGUACAGAAUCAGAAGUAAUGAACAGUUUAUAUAGUGGUGACCCUCAAGACCAGCUUGCAGUAGCAUAUCAUCUUAUCAUUGACAAUCGGAGAAUAAUGAACCAAGCCAGUGAGUUCUACCUCGCCUCUAGUCCUCCAACUGGUUCUUUUAUGGAUGAUAGUGCCAUGCAUAUUCCGCCAGGCCUGAAACCACAUCCUGAAAGGAUGCCACCUCUUAUAGCAGACAGUCCCAAAGCACGGUGUCCAUUGGAUGCACUGAACACAACUAAGCCCAAAUCUUUAGCUGUGAAAAAAGCCAAGUGGCAUCUUGGAAUCCGAAGCCAGAGCAAACCGUAUGACAUUAUGGCCGAAGUGUACCGAGCUAUGAAGCAGCUGGAUUUUGAAUGGAAGGUAGUGAAUGCCUACCACCUUCGAGUAAGAAGGAAAAACCCAGUGACUGGCACUUACGCGAAAAUGAGCUUGCAGCUCUACCUGGUUGACAAUCGGAGCUAUCUUUUAGACUUUAAAAGCAUUGAUGAUGAGGUGGUAGAGCAGAGGUCUGGUUCUUCAACACCUCAGCGCUCCUGUUCUGCUGCUGGCCUGCACAGACCAAGGUCAAGUUUUGAUUCCACCACGGCUGAGAACCACUCACUUUCUGGUUCUCUCACUGGCUCUUUGACGGGAAGCACGUUGUCCUCAGCUUCCCCCCGCCUGGGCAGUCACACCAUGGACUUCUUUGAAAUGUGUGCCAGUCUGAUCACUACUUUAGCUCGUUGAUAAUCUACCACUGGUUUCUGUCUUUCUGUUACUGCACUGUGAAAAUCACAUACACUCUUUAAAUUAUUAUCUCACUUUUGGGUAUUACAUACUCUGCAAUAUAAUUUGAUGUGAAUAUUCCCAGGUGACACGCAGUGUAUUGGAAUUACCGAAAACAUAAAAGUCUGUCAUUUUGUUUACUUUUAGAACUAUUAUUCUACUGUGCCUAUGAUAAAUUCGAGUAGGUAGUAGUACCUUUAAUGGAUGAAUGUUGAUGUUUGCUAGUUUAUACUUGUGAGUUCACUAGCACACUUCACUGAUGAACCAGCUAACUUAGGAGAGGUUUGGUGGUACCUCCUUCCUUCAUGUUUAGUGCAUAGAAAUUCAGUUUGCUUCCUAAGUUUCAGAAGGUGUUAGACUAUCUAGCCACCCAGCUUUCUUGCACAAAAAGAUUAAUAGAAUAAGUGUUAGUCAAAUAUUAUUUAAGUGUAGAAAUCUGAAAGCCCUGUCCCUCUAAAUACCAGAAACUAGGUUCUUUUAAUGGUUUCUGCAAAUACUGCCUAAUAUUAGCCAGGAAGACUGUGUUUCUGUUAACAGAUGCCCAGUCUCCAGGCUUCUUAACAUUUGUGCAAGGCCUUUCGUUAAAUCCACCACCAAGCAAGACAAAAUCAUGCAAAAAUAGUACACAGUUAAAUGAAAUAAGGCAAAAUACCAACAGCCCCUUGAAGGAAUUCUACUCUGACCCUCUGUUUCGUGUCUGUGAGCCUGGGGUAUGUUGGGAGGGCCAGGAGGCUAUGGCCCUCUGAGAUCUUUGCUAAUCCACCUAGGUUUAAGUUGUUAUUGAUGCCUCCUCCUUCCUUAAUAACCAUUGUCUUUGUUCAUUGUUUUUUAAUCUUUUGGUUGAAAACCGUGCUUUGUCCCUAGGACCUGUGUGUACUUCCAAAGCAUAUCUGCUGUGACUUUCUCUAUUGAAUCUGAUUGGAUAGGGAAGCCUUAAUCAUUUAAAAGUAUAGUCUCCUAGAAUAAGUGUAUGUGUUGUUUACAUAUAUACAUGUAUGUAUUGACACAUCAGUGCUUUCAAUCAAAAAGAACCAAACUUUUUUGUGCAAGUUUUUAAAUUUAAGAUAAAACACUAUCUAGCAGGAUAAAGUUAAUUGGUUAUAUUUUAUUUUAGUAAAAGUAUUUUAAAAUUAUGUAUAAUUUAUCUAAUAAUGUAUUUAUUCAUUUAUUGUAUUUAUGUUGUGAUUAACAAAUCAUUGACCUGCUUUACCCUAGAAAAUAUUAAGCUCUUGAUAAUGAAAGCAACAUUGCCUUGACAGGUUUCUCUUCACCAAAAAUGUUUUGUUUUCUAUCUACCAAGAAGAGCAAAUGAUAUAGCAUUAGACUAAAUUUCUCAUGUGUUUGUGGAAGACUAGUUUGUCUCUCUUUAAAUAGCUUUUUGAAUCAUGAGUUUACAUCAUAACACAUCAGAUAAUUUUGUAGGUUUUUUUGUUUGCUUGUUUUUAGAAAAUGAUGGUCAGUACUUAUCACUCCAACUUCUCAAUACCAAAAUAAAAGACCUUUGUUCUCCAGUUUGAGAAAGUGGGUGGUGUACAAUUAAGGUAGCCUAGGUUUUUAAUCUUUGAAAGAUUGCCAUCUUGUGGCAAUAGACAGUAAUUCUUAGUAGUUAUUUUAAUAGCAAUACUUAGUCCUGUUUUGUCUAAUGGUUUAUGGAUGUGGCAUAAUUUUGGCUUCUCCAAAUGUGUACAUAUCCCUUUUUGUGUGUAAGGGGGAAUACCACUUCAUAAUAUUUGCCUAAUUAUAAAUGAAAGACUUUGAAAUAAGGAACUGAUUGGAUUCCUUACCUCUAAUAACAACAUCCACAACAGUUUGAAGGCAGGAAGGAUGCCAGAAUGCUCUCUUAAGUCUAGUGAAUUUGAUGUUAGAAGCUUGCAAAUAGCAAAAUUAUUUUCUUUGAUUGGUUAUGAUGCUAUUCAAGAGCAAAAAAAGAUUUACUAUUUCUUAUUUGUUCCAGUGUUUAUGAAUACCCAGGUUGACAAUUACCUGUUGAAUUUCAGGAGAACUGAAGGUCAUCAUUUUGUUUCUUUUAACAUCUUAAAACAUAAUUGUUUUGUGAAUCUAGGUGAUAGAGUAAAUUGGUUUGCAGAGAUAAUUAAGUGACUCAUCUAGCAAAAUAGAAGCUAGGACUUUGUCAUAGCAUGUUUUUUUUUGUUUUUUUUUUUUUUUUGUUGCUGCUCUUGGCAACAGAGAAGGAAAGAUUUCUCUCCAAAUUUAAAAUUUCCACAUUUCAGUCAACGAUGGAUGUAGUAGGCAGUGAGUUAAGAGCAGGCUCUCCCCUUGGAUCCCAGGGGGAAUUAUUGUUAGGUUAUAGGUGUGGGCCUUGUUUAUGCCCUGGGAAUGGAUCCCCACUUGGUUCUAAAAUAGUAUUUCCUGAAACAAAGAAAUCCCAUGGAAUAAUUUUUGGAAAACAUGUGUUCUGCUCUGCACCUUACAGAGGACAGUGGGCAUUAGCACUAAAGACUUGGGUAAGUUCUUUCACAAAAAGCAAGCCACAUAACCAUGUGUAACCCUACAUUGCCCAAACCAGUUUAUUGUUUGAAACGAUCUGCUGAAUAUGGCUGUUACCUGUAAUUCCACUGGGGAGCAUGAGGCAGGGAGAGACUUGGAGGCCAAACUAGACUAGAGGGAUAGCAAGACCCUUAACAUUCCUUAAGAAGGUGUGGAGAACAAUUGUCCCUGAGGGCCACAGCCAAUGUGACACUGAAAUCAGCACUUCUCCCCUUUCAUGUGCUGUGGACAGCCUGAUUCAAAUUUGGAACCACUCCAUUUACCAUGCAGACAUGUUCAUCCUGAGGCUGCAGCUUGUAUCACAUGUUGGGUUUCUUAAUCAGAUUGGUAUUUUUAGGUAGAACUUCUUUUUUUCUCUUAAUGGAUGACUAAAAAGUGUUAGACUAGGUUACCAGAAGAAUAAGAGACCAGUGACUUGCUGUUAGGGUUCCAUGGAGAACCAAUCAGCUUUAAAUCAUUCUUCUAUGGCCACUGAACAUUUUCUAAGUACUUUUAUCGAGGAAACCAAAAUUGAAGCUGUCUCAAUUAAAUCCACAGAGAGAGACAAAAGCAAACCAUUCACAAGUUAGGGUUUUGUUCUGAUGAAGAAACCAUUUUAGGGCCCCUUGCAACAUCUGGUCAUCUGCAGAGAGAACCCAGGGGCCUAAGCUAAGCAGAAAUAUAUGUGCUUGUGUCAGGGAAUUGGCUUAUGCAGCACAGAAAUUCUUUACUUUAUGCAAAUAAGUCUUCAAAGAUCCUUAUGUAAGUCUCAAUAUACUUUUUCCUUAACUAGUUUGUACUCAGGGAAUAUAAAUUUAAUACUUGAGAUAAAAUGAAAUAUAAUUGGAAAAUAAUCAUAAACAACCAAAUCAGACUUUUUAAAUACUGCUUUAUCUGUUAAUAUGUAUGCAUGCUCAGUUAAUGUGGGCUCCACAUUGAUGUUUAUAAGAUUUAACAGCCUGGAACAUACCUACCACAGACACUGCAGUUCUGUCUGUCCACUGGUUAAUAAGUUAAAUUCCUGGUGUGGAGUCUCAUAUCUAAAUUUGAGAUCUGCUCAUAAACCAGACAUUUUGUUUGGUUUAAAGGUCUGAAACUCUUCAGUCUGGCCUAUCUCUGCCUGUUACCUUUCCUUCAGUUACUCCAUGGCUUUCAAGUAGGGAUCAGGACUUCAGUACUUCUCAGCAACUAUGUUGAAAAGUUUGGGUGAAGGCUAUGUUCAUCUCUUAGUAAGUUUAAUCUUGGAUUUGGACUCAAUUUCAAAACCCUAAAAUGCAAGGGAUAGAGAAAAGAGCUUAGUUUCCCUUUGAGCUUGAAAGUUCUGACUUGUUUAUUUCCUCAGAGAAUUUGUGUUAGUGUCUACUGUUUAUGUACUUGUUUUUUUUUAUAUCAGUAUGAAUGUUCUUUCUUAGUUUGAGGCAUUUUAAAGGUGUAUACACCUGUAUUAUUCUAAAAACAGCUACUUGGACUACUGGAAUGCAAAUGGCAAAAACAUCAGCAAAUCAAAAGCAUCACAUGAAUUUAGCAUUAACCAGAAGAUGGCUAGCUAAUACAUAGUGGUGGCAGUGCUAAUACACUUCCUUCCAGUAACCAGUCCAGUGAGCAGGAACAGCAGUCUCUCCAUAAGUCAUGAGUGCCAUACAUGGAUUCAUUGGUGACCAAGCGUCCUUUGUAACACUUCACCUUUCUUUUGGGCUGAACAGUUUGAGUUUGUGAAAAUCUGAUAGGCAAGUAAUAAAAAUAAACACUGGUGUAUUGCUUAUAAGUCCUGGAGUGACAUACAGUAGUUGUGAUUGAAUAUAUCUAGUUUAAUUAUAGCAGCUAGUUGAUUACACUAACUAGAUGUAAUUAUGUGAAAUAUUUAUGAUUAUAUUGAUUUUUGUAAGUAUUUAUAAGUUAUUGAGGGUGCUUAAAAUCUAGAAAAAUCUAGAACAUAAUUUUUUCUUCAAUUUUAUUUAUGUGAUUUUGGGGGUAUGGGGAGUUUUGUACUGGGAAUUAAACCCAGGACUUCACAUGUGAAGCAAGUGCUUGUCCACUGACCUAAAUCCCCUGUCCUUAUUUAUGUGAUACUGAAAAUUCUCCUGUAAAGAACCAGCCCAGUCCCUAUCUAAAUGAUCAUAGUUUGUGACUGUUAUCUGAAACAGGCUUAUCUAAAUUUCAUAUUGGUAAUUUUUUAUUUUGUACAUAAAUGAUAGGACACUAUUUUCAUAGAGUGUGUCUCUAUGAAUUACCUAAUCACUAUUGGCUUGAUAGAAAUUCUCUCAAACCUUUUAAAACUUGCAAAUGUAGCUUAAGGUAGUGAGCUUAAACUCACUCAUGUAUGUAUAUUUAGAUAUACAUAUAUGUUAUUUAAACAAGUAAGAUGCUUCUUUGCCUGCCUUUCCUUGAAUACUUAUGAUGCAGUCGAUGCCACCAAACAGUUAUACCAUGAGAAACAGGACCCACAGUCUAGACUGGAUUAAGUUCUGAUUAAACUUCUUCAGCCAUAACCUGAUGAGAAUCAGGUCCAUAUAGAUGUUAUCAGACUGGGAGCCUGUAUUUUGUGAGCCAACGUUAAUGUUUACUGGCAGCCUUGUAUAACAAUGCUGUUUGUGACUGCAUGUGACUUUUGGUAACUAUAGUUUAUAUUUAAAAGCAGUUCAAAUUUUAUAGUGGCCAUUCAUGAUAAUUUGGAUAAGCAGGGUGGGUAAAUUGAAUUAUAUUUAAAGUGCAAUUAAGGAAAUUCUAGGGUGUAAUAUUCUCUCCAGUUUAAAAAAAAAUAGUUAAGGAUUUGUAGAAUGUCCUAGAAUGAAGAAAACUUUGAACAUAGACUUUAAAAAAAAAAUAAGGUUUAUACAGUGAUUUUUUUAAAUUCAAGAUUUGCUACUUUGUGUUAAUUUAAAGUUUCAAAGCGAAACAGAAUCUUCCUAGGAAAGAAUUGCAUUGUUAUUUCUCGCCUGCUAAUCUAAAUGUGCAUUUUCACAGCUGAAAGUCUCUUGUAAAUAAGUUUUGUUACCAAAUGAAGCCCAUUUUUGGAGAUGGCGAACAUUUUCCUAGAAUGGAAGAGACAUAGACCCACUGUCUACACAAAGAAAGAAACAGUACCUGGUGCCUUCUCAAAUAAUUGCAGAGUAAAAGCAAACACACAAACUCCAUUUUCUUUUGAGUUCUCUGUCUCCCUGUGACCUGCCCCACAAAUGAUCACAAAUAGUGAUUUGCUUCUGCCUUUUCAAUCCUGCUUCACACAGUCACCACCGGCAGUUGUUCACUGAAUAGAGUUUCUGUUUCACUUAUUUCACCUUUUAAAGCCACCUGGGCAAAUAUUUGGCUGCCGUCUUGUGCUUUUAAAAUAAAUGCAAUUAUAUUUUAAAGUUUAUAAAGGAAAGAAAUGCAGAGCUAAAGACCUAAUCUAAUUGAAAUCCUGUUCCCUGUUUGCUACUGUAGCAGCACAAGUUAUGUAACCUUGUGUAAUUUUCUCUUGUACAAAAUGUGGAUAAUAACCUACCUCACAGAUGUGUGUGAGAAGUCGUUUGAAAGCCCGGAAGUAGGGGUUUAUAGUCCCAUAUUCAAUGUCAAUCUUUGCUGUUUUACUAGACACCUUUGAUACUGGUAGGAUGAGUACCUUGUUUUUAGAUGUAUGUAAUAAGAGCGUAGUGCUGAGAAUGUUUAAGACACAAUUUCAUAAAUUAUAGUGUUCUUGUUGUAAGACACUUAAAAUUUCUUGGAAACCUCAAAUAUUUAAAGCCUGUCUUUUGUUUCAAUAAAUAUUGUUAUUCAGAAUGUUGGCUGAAGCUGCCUUAAUGUACCAAAAUACAGAUUUCUGUCAAUACUGUCCACAAAUACCCAUGGUUGUACUGUUUUGAGUGUUGACUGUGAAGCUGUCAUAACUAUGACCUUGAAGGAUAGUAUUUUGGGAGUAAUGGUGUUGUCAUCAUGUUUAACGAUUAUACAGUGAUUCUUGAGUGUAAACAAUAAAAUUGAAAGUUGGCAGAUACUAGGUUAUGUGUAUGAUCAUAAUAUAUCAUGAUUAUUGGAAAGUAAUUAUUUGAUUUGUUUUCAGGAACACCAUGCAUUCAUUCUUAACCUGUAAAGUAGUCCCAUAAUGUAUUAAUGUAUUAGCUCAUUGGUACACUGCUAGAGUAUGUUUCUAUUGAAGAACAUUGUUAAAUUGUUGAAAUGGAACUACAUUUGUAUAGUUUGUUUCAGAACAGAAGACAACAGACUCACAGUGAUUUUGUUUAACUAUAGAUUCUACUUUCAGUUUUAUUUGUUAUGCAUUUUUGUGAGUUAAAUGAUUGGUGGGAAGGAUUUAUCUUGAAUAACCAUGUAGAAAAGAUUAGUGAAUUGCAAAGCAUUUCAUAUUUGCAGGUUCUGUCUAAUUAAUGUUUGCACUGUAUGGAACUCAUUGGCAACAAAUGCAAGAGAAAAGUGGCCUAUCUGAUUAUGUGUCUGCAUUUUCCACAAAGUCAAAUUAAAAUCUGGUUAAUUUGAAAGCUA
Messenger RNA from Mesocricetus auratus (golden hamster), 8708 nucleotides. RefSeq names its product protein kinase AMP-activated catalytic subunit alpha 2 (gene Prkaa2). Bases 48 to 1706 code for a protein of 552 amino acids. Lineage: Eukaryota; Metazoa; Chordata; Mammalia; Rodentia; Cricetidae. Gene Ontology annotation, cellular component: cytoplasm. Gene Ontology annotation, biological process: protein phosphorylation; intracellular signal transduction. The transcript is spliced from 9 exons. Gene Ontology annotation, molecular function: ATP binding; AMP-activated protein kinase activity. The record is from RefSeq and is a predicted model, not a curated record.